This is a messenger RNA of Nicrophorus vespilloides, 627 nucleotides long. RefSeq names its product probable tyrosine-protein phosphatase F54C8.4. The record is from RefSeq and is a predicted model, not a curated record. Gene Ontology annotation, molecular function: protein tyrosine/serine/threonine phosphatase activity; polynucleotide 5'-phosphatase activity. Lineage: Eukaryota; Metazoa; Arthropoda; Insecta; Coleoptera; Silphidae. Gene Ontology annotation, biological process: dephosphorylation.
UCAAUCUGCUGGAACACGUUCAGAGAAGAUAAGCGUUUCUGGUUUACUCCGGAUAUACUUAUGGAGAAGGUGCCGAAGCUGAGGAUGAUCAUCAACCUGACGAACACGGACGACGGAAGAUACUACACGUUCAAGGAUUUCACCGACCACUCGAUCGAGGUCCACUCGUUGAAGUGUUUGGGACACGGGAAUAUCCCCCAACGGAAUUUCGUCAAGAGGUUCUACCAAUUGGUGGACCAAUUCUUGAAGAGGGCUUCCGUAACCGGCGACGUUGACGGACUUAUCGGUGUUCACUGCACGCAUGGCCUUAACAGAACCGGCUACUUCAUCUGCAAAUACAUGGUCGAGAUGAUGGGAAUCGAUGCGAGGAGAGCGAUCAGAGCUUUCGAGGAGAGCAGAGGUCACCGCAUAAUCCGACAAAUGUACAUAGACGAUAUCAUGAUGAUACAGCGAAACCCUCAAAACAAUCGAGACGACGCCCGUGAACAACGCUGACUUGGAUCCAAUCCAUUUGAACCAAUUUUUUUUUUGUGUAUAUUAAUAAAUUUACAUGUAAACAUUAAUAAAUCAAUUAAAAGUGUAAACAUUUAUAAUACUAAACAAUAAAUGGACAAUCGUGAGAAAAGA